Molecule: messenger RNA, 1499 nt
Organism: Rubroshorea leprosula
Lineage: Eukaryota; Viridiplantae; Streptophyta; Magnoliopsida; Malvales; Dipterocarpaceae
Source: the annotation of a GenBank genome assembly
GACAGCCAACUCCCCACUCUGCAGCUCCACUUUCCAUCAAUUCUUUCCUCAAUUCCCUUCUCAUCAUCAGAUUCCGAUCAAUUUCAUUGGGAAACACCGCUCCGAUGCACGUCAAAACGGACUCCGACGUCACCAGCUCGGUCCCCUCGUCGCCGAGAUCUCCCAAACGUCCCCUGUACUAUGUUCAGAGCCCGUCCAGGGACUCCCAUGAUGGCGACAAGUCGUCUUCGAUGCAGGCCACUCCGGCCUACAACAGCCCCACGGAGUCACCCUCCCACCCUUCCUACAGCCGCCACUCCCGGGCCUCCUCCGCUAGCCGUUUCUCGGGGACCCUGAAGAAGGGGAGGAAGAGGAACGACAAGGGAUGGCCGGAAUGCGACGUCAUAGAGGAGGAAGGGGAUUAUGGGGAGUUUUACGGGAGGGACAAGGGGCUGUCAAGAAGGUGUCAGGUUUUUAUGGGGGUUUUAGGGUUUGUGGUGGUUUUCUCUGUGUUUUGCCUCAUCAUUUGGGGGGCUAGCAGGCCUUACAAAGCUCAGAUUGCUGUCAAGAGCUUGGCGGUUCAUAAUUUUUAUUUUGGAGAGGGGUCAGAUAUGACAGGAGUUCCAACCAAAAUGCUCACAGUGAAUUGUUCAGUUAGGAUGACUAUAUACAACCCUGCUACAUUCUUUGGCAUUCAUGUUAGCUCUACACCCAUCAACCUAAUGUACUCACAGAUCACUGUUGCAAGUGGUCAGUUGAAGAAAUACUAUCAGCCAAGAAAGAGCCACCGCACGGUGCUUGUUUCCCUCCAAGGAGAAAGGGUUCCUUUAUAUGGGGCUGGGGCAAGUUUAGCAGUCUCAGCAGAUAAUGAAGGAGGUGUUCCUGUGGCAUUAGUGUUUGAAGUACGAUCACGAGGGAAUGUGGUAGGGAAGUUGGUGAAGUCAAGGCAUAGACGACGCAUCUCUUGUUCCCUGGCCAUUGAUUCGCAUAGCAGCAAGCCAAUCAAACUGAAGGAGAAGUCAUGCACUUAUGCCUGACACUCAUCGAUUCUGCAACUCUACAUGUUGCCUUUCACUUAGAAAUGAUAGAUUAUGGCUGUUUUCGGUCACAGGCAGUUGUUUGCAUUCUUUCUUGGUGUGAAGAGAUAUAUAUUAGUUGAUUAUAUCCAUUAGUAUGGCAGGAAAUUUAAAUAAAUUUUAGAUGCUUUUCUCAGUGGAAACAACUAUUAUUUGAUGUAGGGUAAUAUUGUAUUGAUAAAAUUAUUUUGCUUCAUUAGGAAGUUCCUCCACAUUCAUCAACAAGACUGAGUGUGCAGGCAAAAUACAUGAACAGAAUGCCUUCAGAGUUCAAAAUAUAAUUUUUGAGUUUGGAUUUGGAUUGUAUAAGGAGUAUAUGGCAAUCUUGUACAUGCUUGUUAUCUAUCAAAUUAUGCCUGAAUAUGUUUUUGCAGAGUGGAUGGAGAAGUCUGCUGUGUAACGUGAGAAUUGUGGCUCAAAAUCAAAUAAAUGCAUGUUUGGGAA